AUGGAAGCCAAGGAAGCAAGGCACAAAGAAACUAUUGAAGGACUGAUGAACAAAAUUGAGGAAAUGCAAAAUGCGCAUACGGGGCAAAUCCAACAGUUAACUACCAGACUGAGUGAGGCAUUGGAAAUGUGCAGAACUGAGAGAGAACAAGUUCGAAUGUUGGAAAAUGAGGCUGAAACAAGAGAGAGUGAACUAUUAGAGUACAAAGAAAAGUGUGAAGAGGUCGUCGCAGAAAAUGCGAAGCUCCGAGAAAAUCUAUCUCGGUGUGGCGUGAAAAAGACUAACUGGGGGAAAGUCAUUUGUCUUGCUAUUUUCGGGGGUGUGAUCGGAUUGUUUCUGGACGGUGUAGUUGGAUUGGCCAUUGGAGCUGUUUACGGAGGUAGAGCUGGCUAUAUUAGCGAUUCCAAAUUUUGA
Messenger RNA from Styela clava, 414 nucleotides. Lineage: Eukaryota; Metazoa; Chordata; Ascidiacea; Stolidobranchia; Styelidae. The record is from RefSeq and is a predicted model, not a curated record.